AUGUACUUGGUUCUGAUCAUUUUUCUCUUUAUCUGCCCGAUUAAUGCCAUUAUCCUAAGUCAAGUGUAUCGAUCUUCAAUCUAUCACACCAAUUCUUCUUGUGCUCGUCUUUCAAAUGUCACUUUAGCAGGUAAUGCAUCGAUUCAAUCUUGUAUUUGGGAAUGUGCUCACCAAGAUCAAUGUCGAACAGCUGUUUAUUUUCAUGAAAAUCGCACUUGUUUGUUGUAUAGUGAAGAUUGUCAAUCAGGUAACGUAACGUCAUCUGAAAGUGGUCGAGCGAGUGUUAUUUGCUAUCGAACAAGUCAAGGAUCGAGUACUGAAUGUUCUCCUCGAGACUGGAAAAAUACUGGAAAUAUGAAUGUCGCACGAUAUUGGCAUACAGCAUCGAUAUUAUCAAAUGGAAAAGCCUUAGUCACUGGUGGAUGGACUGGUAGUGUUUCAUUGAAUAGUGCUGAAUUGUAUGAUCCAUCAACUGGUAAUUGGACAACGACUGGAAAUAUGAGUGUUCCACGAGAUACACAUACAGCAUCGAUAUUAUCAAAUGGAAAAGUCUUAGUCACUGGUGGAUCGGAUGGAAGUGUUUCACUGAAUAGUGCUGAAUUGUAUGAUCCAUCAACAGGCAGUUGGACAACAACUGAAAGGAUGAGUGCCGCACGAUAUCGGCAUACAGCAUCGAUAUUAUCAAAUGGAAAAGUCUUAGUCACUGGUGGAUCGGAUGGAAGUGUUUCACUGAAUAGUGCUGAAUUGUACGAUCCAUCAACUGGUAAUUGGACAGCAACUGGAAAUAUGAGUGUUGCACGAUAUCGGCAUACAGCAUCGAUAUUAUCCAAUAAAACAGUAUUAGUUACUGGUGGAUGCUGUCCUGUCAACACCGCUGAAUUAUAUUGA
Adineta ricciae is the source of this 888-nucleotide messenger RNA. The record is from the annotation of a GenBank genome assembly. Lineage: Eukaryota; Metazoa; Rotifera; Eurotatoria; Adinetida; Adinetidae.